Messenger RNA from Aquila chrysaetos chrysaetos, 4062 nucleotides. RefSeq names its product translation initiation factor IF-2-like. The transcript has 3 exons. The record is from RefSeq and is a predicted model, not a curated record. Bases 1 to 822 code for a protein of 273 amino acids. Lineage: Eukaryota; Metazoa; Chordata; Aves; Accipitriformes; Accipitridae.
AUGCCCACCUCCGCCGGCGCAGGGGCACAGGCUCCGGCAGCGCCCGGGCACCGACGAUGGCAGGUCCCAUCCCCGCACCGAGCAAAGGGCCCUUCCCGCCGGGCGUCCCCGGUGUUUUGGGGGAUCCCAGUCUCACCGGAGGGGCUGGGACACCGGCCCGCCAGCGCCGGAGAGGCGAGGGAUGGCUCCCGGCAAGGCUGCGGGAAGGACCUGCCGGGAACCGCUAAAGGAAGCUACGGAGAGAAAAUGGAGGCGGCGGCUCUUUUGGCGGGAGGGGAGACGGUGCGGCCCGGGGAGCCCUCCGCGCCGCCCCGGUUGCAUCAUGCAAAAUGGACGCCGCCGCCGUCGCUACCUCCCGCCCCGGUCCCGGUCUUACCGACCCCCGGCCCGCUCCACCCGCCGGAGAGGCGGGUCCCGCACUCACCCGCGCCGCGGUGGGCAGCCCGGCGGGCUGAGGUGAGGCGAGGCGAGGCGAGGCGGCGCACCGGCGGGCCCAAGGGCAGCCCCCCGUUCCCCGCCGCUUUAACACCUCCGGCGCCGGCCGCCCGGCCCCGCCUCCGCCGCUGUAAUGAAAGAGGAGACGGAGCGGCGGGCGAGGCCGCCGCCGCGGCGGGGUCCUUCCGGCGGUGGGGCCGGGCGGCGGCCCCCGGCGGGGGAGAGAGCGCACGGCCGGAGGCAGCGCUGCCGAACGCCCGGGUUUUUAAGCGCGGGACUCUACGAGAACCGAGGGGCUGGGUUGGACCGAACCGUCCGUUCGUGCCGCUCGCCGCGCUCUGGCGGCCGAACAAAGGCAGAACAGUAGAACAAUCCUUCAGUGAAUAAACAGACAAAGGCAUAAACAAUAAAGAAAUCACUUAAUGUCAAUUACAACCGAACCACGCUCAUUAACGAUUACCCACUGGAAAGGCUGGGGAAGGCUGGAGAACAUUUUGGCGUAUGCAUUCACAGAAAGCCUUCGAACAAUGUUUCGCUGCCGUGUUUCUUCAACAGCUGCUCCACAUGAGACGCGCAGCUAUACCUGUCACGUUGCAGUCUGCUUCUGCCUGUCACUGCCAUAGAGCCCUGCUUCAUCUCCUGUGCUUAUUAACAGAUGUGGUUGCAUAAAUGAGGGGAGUGGUGGUCUGAGAUUAUGCCUCCUAAAAUUGUUCAGGGAAAAGAAAACCUCUUUUAUGCCAAGCUGAGGUACCCAAGAACACCAGGUACAAAUUAAGAGGCAAGAAAACAACCAAACAAUUGUUCUGGGAUUUCUCUUCUUUUUGCUAGAAUUAAGAAAUUCUGUAUUUAAAAAUAAUUUGUUGCACCUCAAUCGUUCAUUGCUUUUUUUAUUAAGCAGUUGGUCAGCCCAUCCUAGCUCAUUUUAAUGUGGGGAACCCAGGAAUGGCGUUACUCCCUGUGUUCUCUGCUAUCCCAGACCUUGUUGCUGUGAUCAUCCAGGUGAGUAAACAUCCAGCCAAAGGACAGGCUGCAGACCUGGCACAGACUGGUUGUGAAUCGCAGUCGGGCUGUGUGUAGGCGUCCUGACCAACUUGUAAAGGAAGUCCUGUCUGCUGGUGGGGCUGCAAAGGUAACACCUGAACAAAACCGAGGAGGAUCUGAAGCCGUGUGCUCAGAGCUUGGUGGUGGGAGGUGCCGGGUGGCAGUUUUCAUGCUGCACUCGCUCGGGUUACGUGAACUGUGUGCAAUACAAAAGGAAUGGACUGGAAGGAAGGGAGGAAGGGAAGGAUUAUUCAUUCUGCAGUUCAGGUUCCUUGGAGAAGAUGUGGCAACACCAAGAGCUGAGCAAGUGGAAUUGCCAACAUCCAAGCUAGCUCCCCCAGGCAAACUUCAUAGCCAACAGACAAGGAAAAGCCUAAAACAGGUCAGCUGAAUAUCACCCUGAGAGUCUCUAGUUUACUAAGUAAGCUCGCAGCAGUGAACUUAGAUGCUGAUAUCUGUAUUACAGACAUCCGCAAUUAACUGAAAUGAGUCCCAUUCCUGAACUCCUUUCUAGAGUUCACUCCUGGAGCUCAGCCUUUUUCUGGGAUUAGCUCUAAGGCUGAGAUUUCUGACAGAAGGCCACCAUGAAAUAAAACAAGCUACAUGAAUGAAAUACCACUACUGAUUGCUCCAGUACCACCUGCUACUGUUUAAUUGAGAGGUGAUAUUAUCAUCGCCUUCAGUAUUUUGGUUGUGUACAACAUAGGUUCAUCCAGGCUAUGCUGGGGAGCAGAUUAAGAACCCUGAGGGACAUCUGGAUACAGCAGCAGUCAUAGAUAAAAGAGAUCCAUCUCCCCUAACCUUAGGCAUCUACAGUACAGAUAACUCCACAUGAGCACAUCAGAAUAGCUUCUCUUAUAAUCAGUGCACAAAAGCAGGCAUUUGUGGAGCACAUCUCAUAAAUCUUAAGUACGGCUGCCUGGACUACACCAAUAGUCCAUCUAGACCAAUGUGUAGUUCCUGAGAAUGGUCCAAGCAGAUCUGUGGGGAAACUAUGAUAAAGCAAACGCAUGAAGACACUUCCUUAGAACACUCCCUUGAUCUCAAAAAAUUUGCAACGGAGGCAGAAUAGGCAUCCUUGUAUGUAGUAGCUGUUGACAUCCUUCAUUUUCCAUUAAACUCUCCAGAUUCCCCUGGUCUCAUGCAAAUUGUUAGCAUUUACAGCAUCCCAUGACACGAAAUUCCACUGCUUUACUACAUGUAGCUUCAAAUACUACACCAUUUUGUUUCUUUUGAACUUGCUACUUACUAGGUUUCUUUUUCUUACACUGGAGAAGACAGUGAAAAAUGUCUGUCUAUAGACUCUGUCUAUACUUGUAAGAAGUUAAACAAAGCUAAGGAAUAUUCAUGGAACGUAAUCAUCUUUUGGCUAGAUUUUUUAAAAGGCUCGUGGCACAGUUUUCAUCUAUGCCAACUAACAGUGUCCCAAAUAAUCCUUAGACACAAGAGCCGUUAGCACAAACCUGUGGCCGUUCCCUGUUUACAGACAACCACCCUGUUUUGGAGGGCAAGAGGAUUUAAUAGUGUGGACAUUAACCAUUCUGUUCCAUAAGCAUUUUCUGUUUUGGGCAAACUUAAUAGUCUAAUAUAAAAGCAGUCAAUACGGCUGCUCGUGGAAUAGUGCUUAGGCACAUGCCCUAGUCCUGUUUAACUAAAGAGUACGGAUGUGGCCGAGAUGUGUGACAUUAAGCAUAAGAUCAAUACUGUCUUGUCUACCAUGAGAGCAUGACAGAAAAUGCAGUGGGCUGGGCAGACCUGCUGUGACUAAGCAGUUGGACAUCCCCUGCAGAAUUCUUGUAGCCAAAUAUGAAGAUGUAAGAGAAUGUGUACCAGGGAAAACAGAAAGACUGCAGAGGUGGAUGGGUUUUUCAAAAGCUUUGGCUUUGCAAAGUCCAGGCACCACCUCAAUCUCAGCGUACAGUAUGCACCCCGGAGGUAAAACAUCAGAGCAAGAGGGGAGGGUCUGGAAGCUGCACCCAUUUCCCAUGCUCAGGGGCUGAAACAGAGCUCUCCUGCUUUUCAAGAGCAGUGUGCCAGGUUGGAUUUUCCUUUUUCCAAAUUAGAGCUAAGUGUGUCGGAAGAAAGCUUUGGAACAAAGAGACACUGCCUUUCAAAGAGCCAAAAUGCUGGUGGUAUCGUUACUCUGGCUGAGGUGGUCCCUCCCAAUUCCCACAGCAUUUGAGUCUUUCUGGGAGCUGCAGAUGCGCUCUCAUAAAUGCCUUUCUUGAUCCGCUCUGGCAGCAGUCCUGCUAGGUGCCGCACAGUUGGCAUAAGGUGAGUAUUUGCCAUCUAUGGCAGAAGCCUCUGUCCUGAAGGCUCCACAAUGUUGGUUGCAGAGAAUCUACAUUGCAGCAGAGAGUCCAUGAGCUGGAGGGUGGAAUUCCACCCUUGGACCUCCCCGUCCCAUCUGGGGACUUACGUUGUGUUUGAGAAAAGUGAUGCUCAACCUAGACAUUUUAGUCACCCUUACAUUUGUAAUUAACAGCAUGUUCACUGAUGUAUCGUAGUGACAGGUAAGGCAAGUCUCUAAAGCAGUUUUAAAAUGCACCUUAUUGCAAUAUACAGAAUAAAUCAAAUGAACUCUGA